This is a messenger RNA of Cuscuta epithymum, 1625 nucleotides long. The record is from the annotation of a GenBank genome assembly. NCBI's taxonomy places the organism in Eukaryota, Viridiplantae, Streptophyta, Magnoliopsida, Solanales, Convolvulaceae.
CAAAGUCCAAACUAGUUGUGUUGCCCUGUGGAACUGCGAUUUGCGAAGGCCGGCACUGGAAGAGUCAAAGAAGAGAUAGGGUUUCACAGUUUCAGAGAGGUGUUCAGUCUCGGCUCUCCAUUACCUAAUCGCUAUUCCUGGCUCAUGGAGGCGAAUAUUCUUGAAGGGUUGAGCGAACAAUGAGUUCUAAUAUGCGACGAAUAGGAGAGGCAGCCGGCUGGUACGAAUAGGGUUGAGCUAACAAAAAUUAGGCCUGCUCAGUUCCAUCUGUUUGUUCUUCUACAAAACCACCCCUUUGAUACGAAAAGGCCGGCGGUAACAUAAAGUAUCAAGAAAGCAUCAAGUUUCACCUCCACAGGCUUAACUGGCACAUAACUUACUCUGCCAGAAGGGAUAACCUGAAGUAAGAAUGGAAUCCCAAUCAUCUCAUUCUCUUCCAACUCCAUCCGAAUCACCAGAAAUGAUCGACUCUGAAACGCGAGAAGCUGCUACUAGCCGCAAACGAGCAAGGAACAAGUCAGCAGCACUUAAGCCUCCUGUUUCUGAACCUCGAAGCAUCUUUUGGAAUCAUUGUGUAAAAGGGUCAAGGACCUUGCUGGAUGGCACCAUCCAACCAAUUGGAACUUGCAAGUAUUGUCAAACACAGAUCCCAGCGAGUCAUGGAAGCACUAGCGGCUUGAAAAACCACUUAGAGAAGAGGUGCAAAUUAAGUCCCCUAUACAAAGCAAGUGAAAAUGACAAGAAUCAGCCUGUAUUGACAAAUGUGACAAUGGGGCAGGUUAGUGAAUUAGUUUCUCAUACUUUCAAUCAAAAAAGGUGUGAGUUAAAGCUUACUGAAUAUGUUAUUAUCGAUGAGAUGUCAUUCCGAGCUGUUGAAGGGAAGGGCUUUGUAAGUCUUGUGCAUGAAUUGCAACCAAGAUUCAGAAUCCCAGAUCGUAAGAAGGUGGCAGCAAUUGACUACUUGAAAAAGAGAAUGAAAAUUGAAAAUACAUUGUUGUUUGAAGGAACCUACUUUCAGUUUGAGGUUUGUCUAAGAGAGUGGGGGAUAGAAAAAGAUAUUUUUGCAAUACCAAGUUCAACGGUUGCAAGUGAAUCUGCUUUCAGUUUAGGCAAAAGGGUUGUCGAUCCAUUUAGAAGCAGUUUAAGUCCUAAAAUGGUUGAAGCUUUGGUUUGUACGAAUGAUUGGUUAAGAGCAGAGGAUUUCAGCUUUUAUAAGGAUCCAACUGAUGAUGACCUUGCCUUGUAUAAAGAGAUUGAAGAAAUUGAAAAGAAUGCAAAUGCGACUCAGGAACAUUCUCAGACCUCUUCUCAGGCAUAGGCAUGUUCCAGUUUUCAGCUGGCAGUAUGAUUACCAAUGGAGCUCAAGGAAUUCAAACGAUAGCCCACAAGUGCAGUGAUCAUGUGGAUUUCACAUUUCAGGCUCCAUCUUUAUUGCUUUAAUGAAUUCUAUGCUAAAUAUGUAUUUGAAGUUCAAAUUGUAAACUGAUAUUUUGUUGGAAUUACUCUGCUUUGACAUUUUAAAGGGAUGCCUUGAAGCCUUUAUUCUUGAAUAGCCAUUGACUACUCUUAACUGAUUCUGUGUGGCAUCAAUAUCUAUAAGUGAUGUUUUUUUAAGUGGACAGUUA